Aegilops tauschii subsp. strangulata is the source of this 822-nucleotide messenger RNA. NCBI's taxonomy places the organism in Eukaryota, Viridiplantae, Streptophyta, Magnoliopsida, Poales, Poaceae. The record is from RefSeq and is a predicted model, not a curated record.
UGUAUGUUUUGGUUUCGUGAAGCUCGUUCUCUCUUCUUGUUAUUUUGUUUUUCUGUGGUUCGUCCAUUUCAACUUAACAUAUUAAAUACCUAUGGUUCCAUAGGUCGCUGGAACUGAAGGAUAUGCAUCGCCGGAGUACAUGAAAACUGGGCACCUCAGUUCAAAACAUGACGUAUGGGGUUACGGUGUGCUCCUCUAUGAGCUCAUCACCGGUCGCCGUCCCGUUGACGGGAACCGCCCAAAGGGCGAGCAGAAACUCCUGGAUUGGGUGAGACCAUACGUUUUUGACAUCAAAUCGUUCCCCACCAUUAUAGACCCGCGACUCGAGGGAUUCUACGACCUCAAGUCCAUGAUAAAGUUGGCAGAUGUGGCGAAUCGCUGCCUCCGCGUGCUACCGAAGGCACGCCCAAAGAUGAGCGAGGUGUAUGAGAUGGUCCAGAGGAUUGUCGACAGAAUUGAGAGUGGCUCACCAGAGCCUCGUUUGCACUACCAUGGCUUGACUUCUGAACCAGGUGAGAAACAAACGAUGAAAGGGUCGCUGAAGAGAAUCUUCCGAGAAUUCAAAUUCGGUUACCACCAGAGAGUAUGGCGCCGGAAGAAGUCGAGCCAUCCCAAGGAGAAGACUAUAAAAGGCCGAUUUGCGGACAAGAUAGACGGAGGUGCUCCUGAUUCAUCAAAGACGAGGACGACACAUUCAUAUACUACAUCGAGUCUGUUGUCCUCUUAUGCAGUGGGUACAGAAACGUCUACCUCGGCCUCAUCCUGCUGAAUUCCCUGUGACUGGUGAUGCCUCACAAGAACGAGCUCAGAGAAAGUCCCUGG